GGCGUUCAGGAAGGAAGCGUGGUUUGCCUUUGCAACAAAUUAACAGAACUUCCUUCAUGCGUUUCCUCCUAGCGAUCUUUCAUUAAAUCUAAUGUACAAGAGGAACGACUAGAGACAAAAGCUCAAGAUGGGAUACAUGACAGUUGAAGAGCACACCUCCACUCUGCUUCACCUGAAGAGAGCUCCUGGUAUCCGCUCAUGGUCUCUUCUGAUUGGUAUAGCAUCUGUUGGGUUGGCUGCUGCGUACUACAGCUCAGACAGCCUCCUGUGGAGGCUCUUCUACAUCUCAGGCUGCCUGUUUGUGGCCGUACAGAACAUGGAGGAGUGGGAGGAGGCUGUGUUCGACAAAACCACAAACCAGAUCGAGCUCAAGAACACCAGCUUGUACACUUUAGUGCUGACGUUCUGGAGGAAGGGCGAAGAGCGAGUGGUGUUGGACCUCACACAGCUGUGUGACGUGAGUGUCCAGGAGGAGAAGGUGCGCUACCUGGGAAGGGGUUUCCAUGUGAUGCUACGGUUAGCUGCAGGCUUCUCCUUCCCGCUCACUCAGAGCGCCACGCUGGGAGGACGCAGUGACGUGGAGGCUGUAGCUGCUCUGCUGAAGCGCUUCCUGGGGCUGGAGGAGCUGCAGCGUCGCAGGCAGCAGGAGAGCGAGUACGGAGAGGAUGAGGACGACUCUCCCGUCCACAGCACCGACUCAGAUGAUGAAGCAGACUAACCCAGGCUGGAUGGAGUCCAGGCCUCAGAGUGAUGCGUUCACUCUCCUGCUCGCAUCUUUACUCUGCUUGACUUUUCAAAAUGACUUUCUCUUCACCAGCACUCCUUAGAGAGGAUCAAGUCCUCUGAACUAAUUACUGUUUGAGAGAAGACUCUGGAUUCCUGCCGACACUAACGAGUGUUUACGUGUGGGACCAGAGACGGACGGUUCGGUGGACCACCCAGCCCAGUGGGAAACCCGGAUGAGGGACUGUCGGAGCUCCACCAGGAAAUGACAGUUCUCAGGUUAAUGCUCGGUGCUGAUGAUUUUCACAGAGAAGUGUGUUUAAUCCGGUCUUGUGUGGUUUUUAUGUAAGUGCUACACCACUGAGCCGACAUAAAGGUUGUUUUUACAGAAA
Messenger RNA from Nothobranchius furzeri (turquoise killifish), 1115 nucleotides. RefSeq names its product cytochrome b-245 chaperone 1 (gene cybc1). The record is from RefSeq and is a predicted model, not a curated record. NCBI's taxonomy places the organism in Eukaryota, Metazoa, Chordata, Actinopteri, Cyprinodontiformes, Nothobranchiidae.